CCAUCACUGAGAAUCUCCAUAAACAAAUAGACACUAUUAUUCUAAAUUCAUAUAAAAUUCAUAUAAAAUUGAUAAUAGUAUUUUUUAAAAACCCGGAUUAUACUAUUGAGACAUUGUAUCUAAGUAAUGAUAUAACCUGGAAUUACUCCUCUUGUGGAAAGGAAGUAAAACAGUCAUAUAUUUUGGAAAAAGCACACUUUUGUGGUAAAACCUGCAGAUUUGAGUCUUUUAAAAGAAUGGAAAGUGAAGCCCGCAAAGGUGCGUAUCAUAGACGGACGCUUUGGAGCCUGGCUCGGCCAAUUAGGUGUGGUAAGACAGUCAUUUCCGGAUUGCUGAAAACGGGAAAGACAGAAUGUGUUUUUGACACAGCCUACGCCUAGCAAUGAACCACAAACACAGCAUGGUCAGACUUUUGGAAGGGAUGAGAGCAAGAAUUGGAGUGAAUUAUAAAGAAACGCAGAGCAACGUAUUUCGAACUUUCGCAAUAGUUUGACUUUCCCACCGCCCCAUUUCCCCGGCAACUGGUCGCAGGGAAGCCCUUACUUAAGCCUACUAUCCACCGAGGGAUUCCCGAAAUCAGUCUUUAUCGCCCGCCCCCAUGCAGUUCCGCAUCCUUAUUUCUGGCGCCUUGGAGAUUCAUUCGUUGAAAGGAAGAAUACAAUGAGUAGAAGUUCCCCCGCGAUGUUUGGGAACUUCUUUUCCCACCUGGGUCCGAGAAUCCUAGUGCUCUUCUCACUGUUUUCCGGAGUGCUGGGUGACUGUGGACCUCCACCACUAUUGGAAAAUGCUAGGCCAUUUGAUCCUAUUAAACCUUCUUACAAACCUUAUGAGUCAGUAGUCUUCAAAUGUCUUCCUGGCUAUAGAGAAGACUCCAGCAAACCAUACAUAACAACUUGUUCUCCAGACAAAGGAUGGAACCCAUUGGAAGAGUUUUGUGAGCGUGGCUGUAAGAAUCCACGUGAGACCAGAUUUAGUGUAGUGGUUGAAUUUCUUCGUUUCUACCCCGUGGGAACAGUUGUGCACCAUGUUUGCCAUCGAAGCGCUAUCCACAUUCCUGGUCGUCCAGAAAGGCCUGCUAUUACUUGCUUGUCAAAUUAUACCUGGUCAUCAGUCCCAGUUUUUUGUAAAGGACUACCAUGCGGUGAUCCAGGGAAACCAGAAAAUGGUGACCGUAUUAUGCUAAUGGAUUUCCUGCUAAAAGCAAAAGUAAAUUUCAGCUGUAAUGAAGGGUACCAAUUAAUUGGAUCACCUACAAUCCAGUGCUUAUCACGUGCAUAUGAUGAUAAUACAGUCGUAUGGAAACCAAAGCCUCCAAUAUGUUUCAGGCCCACUUGUCCUCCUCCUCCAGAAAUAAAGAAUGGAAUUUAUACUGGAGGAAAGAAUGUAACUUUUCCUCUUUACUCAAAUGUGACCUAUACCUGUGAUCUUGGGUUUUCACUUUCUGGAGGUGAUCUUCUGCAUUGUAUAACUGAAGAUAAUGAAACUGGGAUCUGGAGAGGGUCUGUUCCUGAAUGCAAAGACAUUAUUCGUGAGGUGAAAGAGCCUAUUAAGGGCUACUUACGUGACCUAAUUGUAGUCUUAGGACGCAAGCUGGACAUCCCUGCUAUAUACAAGAAAAGGCUGGAGUUGCUGUACAAGCCAAAAUUGUUCUACCCAAUGACAGGAAUCCAAUAA
Messenger RNA from Thamnophis elegans (Western terrestrial garter snake), 1674 nucleotides. RefSeq names its product complement decay-accelerating factor transmembrane isoform-like. Lineage: Eukaryota; Metazoa; Chordata; Lepidosauria; Squamata; Natricidae. The record is from RefSeq and is a predicted model, not a curated record. The coding region runs from base 661 to 1674 and encodes 337 amino acids. The transcript is spliced from 8 exons.